This is a messenger RNA of Jaminaea rosea, 2700 nucleotides long. Its product is annotated as glutaminyl-tRNA synthetase. Gene Ontology annotation, biological process: translation; glutaminyl-tRNA aminoacylation. The record is from RefSeq and is a predicted model, not a curated record. Bases 1 to 2700 code for a protein of 899 amino acids. The transcript is spliced from 2 exons. Gene Ontology annotation, molecular function: glutamine-tRNA ligase activity; ATP binding. Gene Ontology annotation, cellular component: cytoplasm; cytosol. NCBI's taxonomy places the organism in Eukaryota, Fungi, Basidiomycota, Exobasidiomycetes, Microstromatales.
AUGCCCCCGAAACUAGACGCCAACGACCCAGCGAUAAAGGAAGUCUGCGACCUAUUCGCAACCAUCUCCUUCACCGGCGCCAAAGCCCAGGAGACGGCACGCAAGCCAGCCCAAGCCGCCCUGAUCAGCGAUGCCAUCCGCUCCCACAAGCUCGGUGAGGCGGGAUUAGAUGCGAAGCAGGGACAGCUUGUCGUGAGCGCCAUUGUUGGUGGCGAAGCCCUGGGCGAGGGAAGGAGGAGCUACUUGGUCGAGAGGACAAAGAGCGGCGAGCUGGAUAGCGAUGAUCGAGUCAAGACUGCCAUCAAGUACUUGGCUUCCCUCGACCCGGCAGCACCCAUCGACGAUGAGGCAUUCAACGCGGCGUGCGGUGUAGGUGUAGUGGUCACCCCCGACCAGGUAAAGGAGGAGGCGCGCAAGUACGUGAGCGAGAACAAGGCAGACCUGGAUGCCAAGAACGGCGGCGCUAGGCCCAACUUGAGCUCCAUGCUCGCGGCAUUGAAGAGCAUUCCGGCGCUGCGAUGGGCCAACACGCUCGAUAUCAAGAAUGCGGGAGAGGAGCAGCUCAACGCCCUCUGGCCUAAGCAGGCGGAAGCUGCGCAACCUAAGAAGGCAAAGAAGGCAGCCGCGUCGACGCCUGCACCCGCAGCCGCAGCAGGCGGAUCCACCUCCCAGCCCGUACCCACCCCUGCUUCCUCCUCAGCAGAAGACCCAACCACCAUGUUCACCGAGGGCUUCCUCUCCAAGCUCCACCUUCCCGGUGAGAACCCUCAGCUCUCCUCCUCCCUCAAAGAACAACACCUCUCCGCCACUCGCGGUCGAGUCUUCACCCGCUUCCCGCCCGAACCCAAUGGCUACCUGCAUAUCGGCCACACCAAAGCAAUCGCAAUCGACUUUGGCUAUGCGGCCCAUCACGGCGGGCUCUGCUACCUGCGCUUCGACGAUACGAAUCCUGAGGCAGAGGAGGGCAAGUACUUCCAGUCUAUCCUCGAGACGGUCAGAUGGCUUGGGUUCGAGCCGUGGACGAUCACGUAUUCGAGCGAUUACUUUCAGCAGCUCUAUGAAUUGGCGAUUAAGCUCAUCGAGAGGGGAGGGGCGUACGUGGAUCAUUCGACUGCAGAGGAGAUUCAGGAGGAGAGGGGUGGGAAGGAGAGGGGUGGAGAGCGUAAGGAGAGCAAAUGGCGUAAUAGGCCCAUCGAGGAGAACCUCCGCGAGUUCGAGGCUAUGCGUGCCGGCAAGUACGCAAAGGGCACAGCAACUCUCCGGCUCAAACAAGACAUUCUGGGCAACCCCAAUCCGCAAAUGUGGGAUCUCAUCGCGUAUCGCGUCCUCUCCACCCCGCACCAUCGCACGGGGUCCACUUGGUGCAUCUACCCAACCUACGACUUCACGCACUGCCUCGUCGAUUCGAUCGAGAACAUCUCCCACUCUCUCUGCACCACCGAGUUUGUGCUGAGCAGGGAGAGCUACGAGUGGCUCUGCGACGCCGUGGCCGUGUACAAGCCCAGGCAGUACGAGUUCGGCAGGCUAAACCUCGAGGGGACCAUUACGAGUAAGCGAAAGAUUAGAAAGUUGGUAGAGGGAGGAUAUGUAAAGGACUGGGACGACCCGCGCCUCUUCACGGUCAUUGCCAUCCGGCGUCGCGGUGUACCUCCGGGCGCCAUCCUAUCGUUCGUCUCCGCCCUCGGCGUCAGCACGGCCGUAUCCCAAAUCACGGCGGUUCGCUUCGACCAGUCGAUCCGCUCCUACCUCGAGUCCUCCACCCCACGCCUCAUGAUGGUCCUCCAGCCUCUGCGCGUGAUCCUCGAAAACGUACCAGAGGGCUGGGUGAUCCACAUCGAGAAGCCCCUCCACCCCAAGGUGCCCGAGUGGGGCAAGAACGUCCUCCCUCUCACGCGCGAGGUCUUCAUCGAGCAAUCCGACUUCCGCACGCAGGACGACCCAGACUACUUCCGUCUUGCGCCGGGCAAGUCCGUGGGACUCUUCCAAGCCCCAUUCCCCAUCACCUGUCUCUCCCACGAGGUGGACCCAACCACAGGCCAGACCGUGCUGAUUCGCGCCCGCUACGAGGACCCGGAGAUGGGAGGCCAAUCGAUGCCCCGCUCAGCACUGAAGAAGCUGGCCUACAUUCACUGGGUCUCCACCCACGCCCCUUCGCGCUCCCCAGUGAAGAUCGAUGAGGCCCGUAUCUUCCACCCACUCUUCACAGUCGAGAACCCUGCGGCCUCUCCCGACUUUUUGGGGUGCAUAAACCCAGACUCACUAGAGGUGCACAGUGGGGCAUUGAUCGAGCCCGGAUUCUGGGGAGUGGCAAAGGAGGCCCUCAAGACGGCGCAUCGUGAGGCGGGUCAGCGGACGGAGAAGGCCAAGGCGGAACGGGUUCGUCUGACCAAGGAGGGAGGCGACGUUAUUCGCCCUCCUGCUGGUUGCUCACCCCUCACGAGUAGCGGGGAAGGGGCGCCUAACGCAGAUGAGGCUGAGGGACUGGUUGGGCUCGAGUGUGUAAGGUUUCAGGCUAUGAGGGUGGGGUACUUUGCGGUUGAUCGGGAGAGUUUGGGGAGGAUGAGCGUUGAGACCGGGGAGGAGAGGGAGGGUGACGAUGCGGAAGGGGCGUUGGUACUGAAUAGGAUCGUGAGUCUUAAGGCUACGCCUGUUGUUGCGGCGGAGAAGGGAAAGGCAGAGGCGAAGGGGACGAAGAAGUAG